AUGCCCGGCCAGCGGGGCCUGAGUGGCUGGUGCCCUACGUUCACAGCCUGGUGCAACUCCCACCUGAGGAAGGCUGGCACACAGAUCGAGAACAUCGAUGAGGACUUUCGAGACGGGCUCAAGCUCAUGCUCCUUCUGGAGGUCAUUUCAGGUGAGCGGUUACCUAAGCCGGAGCGGGGCAAGAUGAGAGUGCACAAAAUCAACAAUGUGAACAAAGCCCUGGACUUCAUCGCCAGUAAAGGAGUCAAGCUGGUCUCCAUCGGAGCAGAAGAGAUUGUGGACGGCAACGCAAAGAUGACCCUGGGAAUGAUCUGGACCAUCAUCCUCAGGUUCGCCAUCCAGGACAUCUCUGUGGAAGAGACCUCCGCCAAGGAAGGGCUGCUUCUCUGGUGCCAGAGGAAGACGGCCCCAUACAAGAAUGUCAACGUGCAGAACUUCCACAUCAGCUGGAAGGAUGGCCUUGCCUUCAAUGCACUGAUCCACCGACACAGACCCGAGCUGAUCGAGUAUGACAAGCUGAGAAAGGAUGACCCUGUCACCAACCUGAACAAUGCCUUUGAAGUGGCCGAGAAAUAUCUAGACAUCCCCAAGAUGUUGGAUGCAGAGGACAUCGUGAACACGGCCCGGCCCGACGAGAAGGCCAUAAUGACCUAUGUGUCCAGCUUCUACCAUGCCUUUUCGGGAGCGCAGAAGGCGGAGACUGCUGCCAACCGGAUCUGCAAGGUGCUGGCCGUGAACCAGGAGAAUGAGCACCUCAUGGAAGAUUAUGAGAGGCUGGCCAGCGACCUCCUGGAGUGGAUCCGACGCACCAUCCCCUGGCUGGAGGACCGCGUGCCGCAGAAGACCAUGCAGGAGAUGCAGCAGAAGCUGGAGGACUUCCGGGACUACCGGCGCGUCCACAAGCCGCCCAAGGUGCAGGAGAAGUGCCAGCUGGAGAUCAACUUCAACACACUGCAGACCAAGCUGCGCCUCAUUCAACUGAUGCCCUCCUCACACCAGUGCAGGCCUCCGUUUUCCAGCAGCAGCGGCCAGAUCCAGAGCAAUACCCUAAUCCAGCCUCUGCUGGGGAAAGAAUGCGGAGGAGGCGAUGAAGAGCCAGAUCGGGCCAGGGAUGCAGGAAAGGAGGCCAUGCUGAAGCAUCGGGACUACGAGACGGCCACCCUGUCAGACAUCAAAGCCCUCAUCCGAAAGCACGAGGCCUUCGAGAGCGACCUGGCCGCACACCAGGACCGCGUGGAGCAGAUCGCAGCAAUUGCCCAAGAGCUCAAUGAGUUGGACUACUAUGACUCCCACAAUGUCAACACCCGGUGCCAGAAGAUCUGCGACCAGUGGGACGCCCUUGGCUCUCUGACCCACAGCCGCAGGGAAGCCCUGGAGAAAACAGAGAAGCAGCUGGAGACCAUUGACCAGCUGCAUCUGGAGUAUGCCAAGCGGGCAGCCCCCUUCAACAACUGGAUGGAGAGCGCCAUGGAGGACCUGCAGGACAUGUUCAUCGUCCACACCAUCGAGGAGAUCGAGGGCCUGAUCUCCGCCCACGACCAGUUCAAGUCGACACUGCCAGAUGCCGACAGGGAGCGGGAGGCCAUCCUGGCCAUCCACAAGGAGGCCCAGAGGAUCGCCGAGAGCAACCACAUCAAACUGUCGGGCAGUAACCCCUAUACCACCGUCACCCCGCAGAUCAUCAACUCCAAGUGGGAGAAGGUGCAACAGCUGGUGCCCAAGCGGGACCACGCCCUCCUAGAGGAGCAGAGCAAGCAGCAGUCCAACGAGCACCUCCGCCGCCAGUUCGCCAGCCAGGCCAACGUCGUGGGGCCCUGGAUCCAGACCAAGAUGGAGGAGAUCGGGCGCAUCUCCAUCGAGAUGAACGGGACCCUGGAGGACCAGCUGAACCACCUGAAGCGCUACGAGCGCAGCAUCGUGGACUACAAGCCGAAUCUGGACCUGCUCGAGCAACAGCACCAGCUCAUCCAGGAGGCGCUCAUCUUCGACAACAAGCACACCAACUACACCAUGGAGCACAUCCGCGUGGGCUGGGAGCAGCUGCUCACCACCAUCGCCCGCACCAUCAACGAGGUGGAGAACCAGAUCCUCACCCGCGAUGCCAAGGGCAUCAGCCAGGAGCAGAUGCAGGAGUUCCGGGCGUCCUUCAACCACUUCGACAAGGAGGAAGCACUCAGCGCCCCUCAGCUCCAGACCUUAUUAAGCAUCGCCCUGGAGCCUGCCAGGUCCCACGCCCGGACCCCUCGAGAGAUUGGGCUCAGGACCUGUGAGCAGCUGCUGCGGUGUUUUGGGAAUGGGCAAAGCCUCACCCUGCACCACUUCCAGCAGCUCUGGGGCCAUCUCCUGGAGUGGCAGGCCACAUUUGACAAGUUCGAUGAGGACGCCUCUGGAACCAUGAACUCGUACGAGCUGAGGCUGGCGCUGAAUGCGCUCUUGGCCGGGACUGGAUGCCCUCGGGAGACGGGGCGCGAGGGGGGAUGGGCCCGGGAGGGUGCUGGGGGCCUGGAGCAGGGCCUCCCAGAAGGGGAAGAGAGGGGAAGCCUGGGAGCCCGUGUCUGA
This is a messenger RNA of Puma concolor (puma), 2559 nucleotides long. Lineage: Eukaryota; Metazoa; Chordata; Mammalia; Carnivora; Felidae. The record is from RefSeq and is a predicted model, not a curated record.